Nannospalax galili (Upper Galilee mountains blind mole rat) is the source of this 594-nucleotide messenger RNA. RefSeq names its product leukocyte immunoglobulin-like receptor subfamily A member 5. NCBI's taxonomy places the organism in Eukaryota, Metazoa, Chordata, Mammalia, Rodentia, Spalacidae. The transcript is spliced from 3 exons. The coding region runs from base 1 to 594 and encodes 197 amino acids. Gene Ontology annotation, molecular function: inhibitory MHC class I receptor activity. The record is from RefSeq and is a predicted model, not a curated record. Gene Ontology annotation, biological process: cytokine-mediated signaling pathway.
AUGCCCCAAAAAUAUAUUCUGCAUAAAGAGGAAGACCCAGUACUCAGGGAAACACAGACCCCACUGAAGCCAAGAAACAAGGCCGAGUUCUCCAUUCAAUCUAUGACAGAACAAAAUGCAGAGCGAUAUUGUUGUUACUAUGGCAGCCCUACUGGCUGGUCUCAGUGCAGUGACACCAUGGAGCUGGUGGUGACAACCAUCUACAACAGUAAACCGAGCCUGUCAGGCCUGCCCAGCCCUGUGGUGACCUCAGGAAUGAAUGUGACCCUCCAGUGUGUCUCACAACAUGGAUAUGACAGGUUCAUUCUGACCAACGAAGGAGAACAGAAGCUCUACAGGACCACAGACUCACAACACAUAUUGACAGGUCAGUUCCAGGCUCUGUUCCCUGUGGGCUCUGUGACCCCCCAAAGCAGGAGAACCUUCAGAUGUUAUGGCUGUUACAAGGGAAAGCCACAGGUGUGGUCAGAACCCAGCGACCCCCUGGAAAUACACAUCUCAACCUCACAGUCCCAGAAUAACACAGUGGAGAAUCUCAUCAGGAUGAGCGUGGCUGGCUUGGUCCUUGCCCAUCCUCAGGAUUCUGCUCUUUGA